AUGCCAGGCGAAGAAGAAAGCAAGGAGGACGACAAGAGCGACGACAAGGAGGAUGACGACAAGGGCGACGACGAUAAGGAUGACGACGACAAGAAGGACGACGACGAUGACGAUGACGACGAUGGAGGCGGAGAUAAGGACGGCAUCGGAAAGAAGAAACCACCGGACUCUAUGAUGGUGCAGAAGAAGUCCGUUAGCCGAUCAGGGGCGGCCGCCAUCGCAGCCCAGCAGAUCGCGGAAGGCGCGGACAAGAUGCAGAUGGCGCUGACCGUCGUGGGUCUCGCGGUCUUCGUCCUCGUCAUCGUCGGCAUCGGCGGCUUCGUCGUCUGGAAGGUCUUCGUUUCGUCCAGUGACAAUGUCGAACAGCCCGACGAAACGACAAGAAAAGAAAAUGACACCGAAUCGCAGUUGAUUGAACUGCCGGACGGAAACGUGUGGGAUGACAGCUCCGGAAGGCCGCCAGUCUCCAUCGUGUUCGCGGAGGACACAGAACACGUCGAGGAAACGAUGAAGGACGACGACGCAUCGGCGAUGGCGAGCGACGUCGAAGUGAUGGCGAGCAAUGGUUAA
This is a messenger RNA of Rhipicephalus microplus (southern cattle tick), 570 nucleotides long. RefSeq lists its product as uncharacterized. The record is from RefSeq and is a predicted model, not a curated record. Lineage: Eukaryota; Metazoa; Arthropoda; Arachnida; Ixodida; Ixodidae.